AGCAACUCUUGCAAGACUCAGUGCACUGGCAAAUGCAGGAUAAAAUGUUUUCCACCAAGGCUAUAGUAUUGGUCCGACUUGUACAACGCAUGUCAUACAACGAUCUGUCAACUCUCUACAAUAAGGUUUCAAGAAUCCCUGUUGCUAGAAAAAACCUAUUGAUUUCAUGUGUGCAUGCGGGUAAUUUGAUCACAGUGAAGUUCAUCAAGGACAAGGCAGUCAGUGGAGAACUGGCUUAUUCUGACCUGAUUUGGCUUUUGCCCACAACCUUCCAUUUUGCUAACCCAGAUAUUACAAAAGUGGAGGAAACUGCUAAAGUGACAGCAGAAUUACUUUCCAAAAUCCCUGACAAAACAUCUUUCCUUGGAAAAGCAACCUACCUGGCAUAUGGGACUAUGGUGAACAGGCAAUGUUCUACUUCUCGAACUUGUCAUCCUAAAUUGCUUGAGCCUCUCCACAACAUCCUAACUGAGGCAGUUCGGGAUAAAGAAGAAAACAAAAUGGUAUUAGGCAUGAAAGCUAUUGGCAAUGCCGGUCAGAUCAGCAGCCAGAAACAUAUAAAAGUCCUGUGUGAGACUGCUAAAUAUCCUGAAUACAUCCAGGUCGUUGCAAUUCAGACCCUAGCGCAAAUCGGCAAGCAGGAUCCUACAAAGGUAAGUGGCAGAAGACAUGUCUUUGUUAGAGUAGGUAAAAACUUUGUGUGUGUGUAUGUGUAUGUGUGUGUGUGUAUAUGUAUAUGUAUAUGUAUAUGUAUAUGUAUAUGUAUAAUGGUCUUGCUUUCAGGUAACUGCAAAAUUUUGUAACCCAGCUAAAAGUUU
This is a messenger RNA of Notechis scutatus (mainland tiger snake), 818 nucleotides long. The record is from RefSeq and is a predicted model, not a curated record. Lineage: Eukaryota; Metazoa; Chordata; Lepidosauria; Squamata; Elapidae.